Brassica rapa (field mustard) is the source of this 1417-nucleotide messenger RNA. Its product is annotated as thioredoxin O2, mitochondrial. The record is from RefSeq and is a predicted model, not a curated record. Lineage: Eukaryota; Viridiplantae; Streptophyta; Magnoliopsida; Brassicales; Brassicaceae.
AACCUUGCGUUGCCGGUUUGUUGCUCCAGUCUUUUGGUUCGGUCUUUGAUUUCGUUGGGUGUGUGUUGGGUGUGUGUGGGGGUCUUUUGGUUCGUGAUUCCAAGUGGGUAAUGGUUUUGUGCUGUCGGAGGAGCUCUCGAUCGGAUCGAUGAUGCUCUCCGAAGCGAGAACAAAGCGUGAAAGAGAAGAGGUGGUCUUGAUGGAGGCUUUGCGGUUUGUCCGAGCUCCUGGCCUCCGGUGGUGUAUCUCCGGCGACUUCUCGAGAUGGUGAAGGUCAGGUUGAUGCUGACGUGACGCGUGCCGCACUGAGGGGCGUUAUCCUUACACGUGCCGAGCGUCCCUGACCCGUGGGCCGGUUGAAGUCGUUCGGGUUGGUUGUUGGGCCGUAGGGCCGUUUGAGUGUGUGUUUCCCCCAUUUGUUUUGGGUUUUGUUGGCUUUUGGUUGGGCCUCGGACUAUGUAAUUUGGGCUUAAACCCUUUUCAGUUUUUAUUAUAAUAAACUUGACGGGAAAAAAGUGAUACAAAUCGAUCAGGAACCGACGUGUUAUAUCAGUUUUACGGACCUAGAGUGUCAUACAAAUUCCCAAUAGUAUUUUUAGGGGGCUAAUUGAUAAAACGGAAGUUAUACGUGGGUCACAUUGUAAUUUGCUACUCUUGUUUAAUUCGUUGUGCGGAGACGGAAGAGGAGGCUGCAAAUCGGAUUUGGAGAAACCCUAGAAACCGGCGAGAGAGGUGAAAUCUUUGGAGUCGAGACGAUGAAGAGCGACUGGUUUAACUUGCAUCAGAUUGCGAGAAACUCAUUCAUAGCUACAUCAACCGUGUACGCUUCCACCGAAUUGAACUUUGAUCGAAGAAGCUUCUGCUUUUUUGCACCAGACAGAUCUGGCUUUGUCGUGUUGAAAUCGGAGAAGGAGUUCAACAAUGCCCUCAGCAAAGCUCGAGAUGGAUCUUUGCCUUCGGUCUUCUACUUCACUGCUGCGUGGUGUGGACCUUGCAGGCUUAUCGCUCCUGUAAUGUUGGAGCUCGGUAAGAAAUAUCCUCAUGUUACUACAUACAAGGUCGACAUUGAUGAGGGCGGUCUUUCAAAUGCUCUUGGGAAGUUAAACGUCUCUGCUGUGCCAACAAUGCAAUUCUUCAAAGGGGGCGUCAAGAAAGCAGAGCUUGUAGGUGCAGAUGUAAUUAAGCUCAGGAGUAUCAUGGAACAUCUGUACAAGUGAGAGAGAGAGACUGUCACCUUGUGUUACAUUUUUUUUUGCUGCGCUGCGUCAAAGUAAUGCACCAAGUGAUUACGAACAAGGAAACAAAAAAAAUCUUUGUUGAGAUCGUUAUGGAGAUACUCUCUGUCUCACGGCAUUUAUUUAUCAAUGUACAUAAUUUUGUGAUUUUAUCAAAUAAAUUUCAUUGCUUUGAGCUAUUA